GCCAACAGUUUCUAUUCUAAAAGAUUCUACACAGCAGAUUACGAUCAGCAUCAUGAAAGUAUUCUUUGUGUUUGCCGCCCUUGCAGCUCUAUCUUUGGCAUCUGCCGUGGGGCUAACUGAUUCCCAAAAGGCUGAGGCAAAGCAGAGAGCCAAGGCCUGCGUCAAACAGGAGGGAAUCACGAAGGAGCAAGCUAUUGCCCUGCGGUCUGGAAACUUUGCAGACUCCGAUCCAAAGGUAAAGUGCUUCGCCAACUGCUUCCUGGAGCAGACCGGCCUGGUGGCCAAUGGGCAGAUAAAACCUGACGUGGUUUUGGCCAAACUAGGUCCCAUCGCCGGCGAAGCCAAUGUCAAGGAGGUGCAGGCCAAGUGUGACUCGACCAAGGGAGCCGACAAGUGCGACACUAGCUAUCUGCUGUACAAGUGCUACUACGAAAACCACGCCCAAUUCUAAGAAAACCUUUUUUGAUUUUCAAAAGAAUAUUUGUUUCUUUGAUUACCAGUUAUUCUCAAUAAAAAUUAGAUCAGGCUUCCC
Molecule: messenger RNA, 532 nt
Organism: Drosophila melanogaster (fruit fly)
Lineage: Eukaryota; Metazoa; Arthropoda; Insecta; Diptera; Drosophilidae
Gene: Obp56e
Product: Odorant-binding protein 56e
Exons: 2
Coding region: 53-451 (132 amino acids)
Biological process (GO): sensory perception of smell
Cellular component (GO): extracellular region
Molecular function (GO): odorant binding
Source: RefSeq, marked reviewed